UCAAUAAUUGAUGAUUAACUCCCAAAAUGACUCUUCUAAUACAGCCUGGUAUAUAUUAUUGACAUGCAGUGGUUAUAUGGCACCUGAGUAUGCUAUGGAGGGACUUUUCUCAGUGAAAUCAGAUAUAUAUAGCUUUGGAGUUAUGCUUCUUGAGAUUGUUAGUGGCAAGAAGAACACUUGUUUUCAGCAUGCAAAUAAUACAGUGAAUCUCCUUGGAUAUGCUUGGGAGUUGUGGACAGAGGGAAGGAGUUUGGAGCUUGUUGACCCAAUUCUGGGAGAUUUAUAUCCUCCCCAGGAGGUCUCAAGAUGUAUUCAUGUUGCAUUAUUAUGUGUGCAAGAUCAUGCAGCAGACCGGCCAAACAUAUCUGCAGUAAUCUCAAUGCUUCACAAUGAAACUUGUCUACCAUUCCCUAAACAACCUGCUUUCUAUAUUGCUAGAGAUGAGGGUCCAUCUUCUGACAAAGGGGACAUUUAUACUUUAAACAACGUUUCGUUUACAUCCAUGCAAGGUCGAUAGCAGUUUAAAAAAUAGUGUAGUCAAUGAAUUAAAAAA
Molecule: messenger RNA, 553 nt
Organism: Dioscorea cayenensis subsp. rotundata (Guinea yam)
Lineage: Eukaryota; Viridiplantae; Streptophyta; Magnoliopsida; Dioscoreales; Dioscoreaceae
Product: putative cysteine-rich receptor-like protein kinase 20
Exons: 2
Coding region: 11-517 (168 amino acids)
Biological process (GO): protein phosphorylation
Molecular function (GO): protein kinase activity; ATP binding
Source: RefSeq, a predicted model, not a curated record